AUGGACAAUUCAAAUGCAUUUACAACAGCAUUGAUAUCAUUGAUAGCGUCAGACUUUCCAAUGAUCCUAUCUCUCAUUUUUGGCGGUUGUUGCAGCAAUGUCUUUGCGUUAGAAGUUCUUCUUACGAAAACUCCUGCUUCAUUUUUAGGUCAACUCAUCACAUUAGGUCAAUUUGCAUUUGUAGCAUUGGAAGGUUUACGACAUCACUUGACUUUUGGAAAAUAUGGUUUACCGUGCUUAAAACGGACGACUGUACCUCUUUCUCGCUGGUUCCUUUUGGUUACCAUAUUUUUCAUUGUAUCUUUAUUAAACAAUUUGGCACUAGGAUACAACAUCUCUGUGCCUUUGCAUAUUAUAUUCAGAAGUGGUGGUUUAAUUAUGAACAUGAUUUUAGGUGCAUUAAUUUUGAAGAAAAGAUAUUCAAUGGAACAAAUUAUUGGUGUUUUGUUUGUUACUGCUGGUGUCAUUUGGGCUACAAUGGACAAUGCAUCCACACACACUCAGGUAGUUCAUCAAGGAGGAACCAGUAGUACAUCCGAAUUUCUCACAGGCAUCUUUAUUUUAUUGGUUGCUAUGGUAUUAUCAGCUGGUAUGGGUUUGAUCCAAGAAGUGACAUACAAAAAAUACGGUAAACAGUGGAGAGAAGGAUUAUUCUAUACCCAUUUCCUUGCAUUGCCUAUGUUCUUGCUCGGUUAUAAUGAUUUGAUCGUUCAAAUCAACGCUUACAAUAAUUCACCUAAAAUGUCAAUCCCUGCUAUUUUACACCAAGUACCACUCUUGGAUAAUAUCGUCAAUCUUAUUCCAGCAUCUGUAUUGCCCGCUCUAGAGCAAUUCCAUAUGCGUAAACUAUGGGCAUUUUUGAUCAUGAAUGUGCUGACUCAAUAUGUGUGCAUUGCUGGUGUGAAUCGUAUGACCUCUGUCGCGACCUCUUUGACUUUGAACUUGGUGUUGAACUUGCGUAAAUUCACCUCUUUGAUCUUCUCUAUUGUCUAUUUCAAUAAUCCUUUCGGGUUGGGUGCUAAGCUGGGUUCAGCUUUGGUGUUUUUCGGUACUUUGAUCUAUACACAUGCUGGUAUUAAGGCAAAUAACAAUAAUAAUAGGAAAAAGCAGAUUGCGCCAAAGAAUAAUGGUAAAAAGACGGAUUCAGCUAUUAUCACAUCACCACCAGCAGAAGGCAAGGAGAGGACGAGGCUAGUUAUUUAA
Mycotypha africana is the source of this 1203-nucleotide messenger RNA. Its product is annotated as UAA transporter. The record is from RefSeq and is a predicted model, not a curated record. Bases 1 to 1203 code for a protein of 400 amino acids. Gene Ontology annotation, biological process: transmembrane transport. NCBI's taxonomy places the organism in Eukaryota, Fungi, Mucoromycota, Mucoromycetes, Mucorales, Mycotyphaceae. The transcript has 5 exons. Gene Ontology annotation, cellular component: endoplasmic reticulum membrane; Golgi membrane. Gene Ontology annotation, molecular function: UDP-N-acetylglucosamine transmembrane transporter activity.